AUGUCAUACACGGAGUCAUUGUCGUCUGGACCCCCAUCACCAGCGAAGAAGCGAGUGGUGGGAAUUCAACUUGAGUCCAUGUUUCCAUAUCCGGAGCUUGACAGCGACUGCGUCAAUAAUGACGAUGGCGAUGCCUCGAAGCCAUCGUCUAUGCUCAGACAUUGUGAGCUCAUUGCUGCAAUCGACUCCGUUGUGUGGGGGACACCAGCUCUCGCAACAGAGCGAGCUCUCCUAGAGACGAAGGUGACGCCAGCUACCCAGGAGCUACUCCGAACAUAUCACCCAUCUCUCGCAGCAUGCAAAGAUGUCUGGCUUAUACAAGAGGAAAACGGAAACUGGAUGUGGGGAAUUUCGUCUGAACUCAACGGCCCUCGUCCGGUAGGCACCCAUGCAGGCGGCCUCGAGAUCCACUUGGUGGCACACGGUCUUGGUACAAAGACAACAACUUUCUUCCCUAAGUUCCAAUGGGAUCCAAUCCGCUAUCCAAUAAACCCAAAAAAGUUCCUUUCCCGGCAUCAACUUCGUCGCCUGCGGGACAUGUUUCCUACAGCAGUUGGGGUUAGGGUUUUGAUCAGUGGAUUCAUUGUGGUUUUGUUCACAAGCAUCAAGGCCAUUGAGAAGUCCUGGUAUGAGGAUGGGUUUGCAUCUGAAUUUGGCAACCUUAGACUUAGAUACGAUGUUUUUGAGGUGACACCAUCACACAGGGGUUUGCAUCGAGGUGCGGCAAUUGCUCCAAGCCCCGAAAGUCUUGAGACCCAUGCAUCGCUGGGACUCAAGCUUCGUUUCCCUGAAGGGCAGGAAGUAAUCACCGUUCCAACGCAUGCUUUUGUUGCUCUUCGCAGCACUCAGGGCCCCUCUUCUCGAUAUAUCGCCCACAUCUUCGGUCGCCUGGUGCAGAAACUCGCUCGGUAUCGUCCAAUCGGCAGGGGUGUACCGCUGCCAGCAAUUGGGUCACCGCGCCGUCGAUCAGAGAUCAAUUCGCCAAUUGGAAAGCAAGUUUUUCUCAAUGGUGAUUCUCAACAGAUUGGAACCAUAUCACACACCUAUGAUAGGAUUUCGGAUAAGCCCCUGCAAUUUCCAGCCGGAUUCCAACACGAUCUGUCCUUGGCUUCUGCGGAUUCGCAUUUUGUGAAGCUUCCGGAUCUCCAGGCUCCAGCUGGGAUGCCUCAUGUCGUUGGAUGGGGAGGCUACCAAGAUUUCUUGAAUGGAGGUGCAGUCUUUGUGACGGCGUUCAACGUACCUACAGGUAAUCUCAUCGUGCGAAGCGGUACUGGCAUUUCCGAACAGUCGCAGUUCGCGAUCUCUGAAGGCUCUCAGUACCUCUGGGAUCGAGCAGUGACUUCGCACAAUGUUUCUCUUCUUUGGCGGACCACGAACGACUGCGACUCUUUGAAAGGCCUCUCUGGAUCCGCCGUGUGCCUAGGAAAAAUCACAGACAAGACUUGCCUUGCUGUCUGUUUCCAGAAUUUCGAAAGUCCAGUAUGUUCCUCUGAACUACUGAAAGAUGAUCAUCGCCCGCUUCCGCCAGAAGACCACCGCUUGAGCCUCAAAGGGGGCUUCUUGCUUCCUCCAGAGGUUCGAAAAGCCGAAAUUGCCUGCCUGCCAGCGGAUAGCCCCUGUGAACAUGGGACAUAUCCCAGGAACUCCAUUCAUACCGAGGAGCUGUGGGGGUCUUCUCACUCCACCAAUUGA
Penicillium oxalicum is the source of this 1692-nucleotide messenger RNA. RefSeq lists its product as uncharacterized. The record is from RefSeq and is a predicted model, not a curated record. The transcript is spliced from 3 exons. Bases 1 to 1692 code for a protein of 563 amino acids. Lineage: Eukaryota; Fungi; Ascomycota; Eurotiomycetes; Eurotiales; Aspergillaceae.